AUGGCUAAAACAGCUAAGAAACCAAGACAUAAAACAUCAAGGGGAGCGUCUAUACAGGUUGCUGAAUCUAUGGGUUCAGGUUCAGCCAAAAUAAAAAAGAAAAUAAGAGAUAUUGAAAGAUUAAUUAAGAAUAACCCAAACCUUCCAGCUGAUAAAAAAAUUGAAUAUGAUAGAGGACUAAAAGCAUUACAAGUUGAAUUAAAGAAUUCCCAAGUUCAAAAUAAAGCUAAAAUUAUAUCAAAGAAAUAUCAUAUGGUUCGAUUUUUUGAAAAGAAGAAAGCAACUAGAAAAUUAAAAAAUUUACGUAAAGAAUUUGAAGAAAUUUCUAAAACUGGAGUUAGAAAAGAUAUUAAAAAAGCCAGAAAACAAUUAAAACACGGGGAAAUUGAUUUGGCGUAUGUGAUAUUAUUCCCAAAGACUGAAAAAUACAUAUCAUUAUAUCCAUCUCCAAAUAAUGAAGAUCAAACUGAUCCAAACGUAAUUAAAGGGUUAAAGAAAACCGAAGAAAGAAGAAGAGAAUUUAGAAAAAGUGUCGAAAAAUUAAUUGAUGAAGAUAAAUUACCGUUCUCAAUUGAUGAUAUAUUACAAGGUAAAUCUGUUAGAUUAGAUUCAACUAAGAAACAAAAUGCUGUUAUUACUGAAGAAAUUGAUGCUCCAGAAGCUAAGCAAAAUGGUCAAAAAGAAGAGCAAGAUGAUUUCUUUGAGUAA
Candida tropicalis MYA-3404 is the source of this 708-nucleotide messenger RNA. RefSeq lists its product as uncharacterized. Gene Ontology annotation, cellular component: preribosome, small subunit precursor; nucleolus. Gene Ontology annotation, biological process: maturation of SSU-rRNA from tricistronic rRNA transcript (SSU-rRNA, 5.8S rRNA, LSU-rRNA). The record is from RefSeq and is a predicted model, not a curated record. The transcript has a single exon. Bases 1 to 708 code for a protein of 235 amino acids. Lineage: Eukaryota; Fungi; Ascomycota; Pichiomycetes; Serinales; Debaryomycetaceae.